Molecule: messenger RNA, 3565 nt
Organism: Phacochoerus africanus (Common warthog)
Lineage: Eukaryota; Metazoa; Chordata; Mammalia; Artiodactyla; Suidae
Product: apolipoprotein L3-like
Exons: 3
Coding region: 2222-3235 (337 amino acids)
Biological process (GO): lipoprotein metabolic process; lipid transport; vesicle transport along actin filament
Cellular component (GO): cytoplasm; membrane; extracellular region
Molecular function (GO): ATP binding; microfilament motor activity; actin filament binding
Source: RefSeq, a predicted model, not a curated record
AGCCCUCAUGGAUAGUUGUCGGAUUUGUUUCCCCUGAGCCAUGGCAGGAACUCCCUCUUGCACUGUUUAUCUUCAGUCGUCCCUCAGUGUCUUUCAAAAUUGUGCUUCAUAUGAGGUAUGAUAUCAAGUCCCCUGUCCACAGAGCCCUCGACUUCUCAUUCCAGUCUGGAUUAGAGGCUCUCUAGGUCUGCUGCUUAUGCCCAGCUGGAAGCCCAGCGCUCAUCCUUGGCUUCCCUUCUCUGUGGUUGAUUUUCCUGAUUCUGAGAUCCCACAUCUCUCUCUCUUUUGGUUAUUCUCCACCCCAAUCCAUCAACACACCACACACACACACACACACACCACACUACUCAACACACACAGACAACACACACCACCUUUUUCUUUUCCUGUAACUCAUUCUCAAGGAACUUUCUAUAAACUCUGGUGUAGAGUUAGGGCUGCUAUAAAGAUGGGAUGGGGCGUGGGGUUGGUGAACUUAUCCCCUGCUUGCCUCUCUGCCUCCCUCUCAUCUUGCUCCCUCUCUGGGGCUCUGCCCAGGAGACCGUUCUUGCCUGUACAGUCUCUCUCUGUCUCUCUCCCUCCACCCCUCUUUAUUCAGCUAUGGCUCCUCCAUCCAGUUUUCAAACUUUUCUUGAAGACUCUCAUGUCCUAUUGCAUCCUUUCCUGUUUUUUAUUAGCAGCAGAGGGAGGGAGGCAGGGUCUAGGUUCUUGAGCCCAGAGAGUGAUUGGAAACCAGUCUACCAUAGACAAGAGUUCUGACCUUUGGCAAGUCACGUAACACCUAUGCUUCCUUACCUCUAUAUAGGAGUGCAGGGGUCCAUACCUCAAGGUCACUGGAAUGAUAUGAGUUAUUUUUAAAGCCUUAGAGCAGCUACUGGUGUAGAGCAAAGACCACAAACACAAGCCACUCUUAUCAUUCGCUGUUAUUAGACCUUCUAGUACCUUUACCAUCGUUUCAGUCAGGUCUCAGGAGGGGCAGUUGAUAAAACUGUUCUUUUUCCUUCUUGCAAAUAUGCCUACAUGUAAUCAAUGUUUGCUUUCUCUCUUCAUCUCCCAAGGCAAGAUAAGCACAGCAAAACUGAAAGAAAUUCUCUUGAUGUAAAGAUUUUUUUUUUAAGGCUACUGAAAAUUGGUAAAACCGAAAGGAUGGACAUGCUCAUGUGUUAUGAGUGUGAAUGUCGUUGCUACACUUUGUUUGCACAACAGGGUGACUCCAGGGAGGAACAUUUUUAGAUGCUGAUACCCUCGGACCCAGUCAUUCUAUUUCUAGAAACAGCUUAAGGAAAGAAUCUCAAAUGUAGGCAAAGUUUCAUGCAGGAAGGCUGCUCUUUGCACUGUUAUUUACAUAAAGAACAAGAAACAACUCCAAGUCCAGCAGGCAGGGGAGGAGAGCCAGGAGGGUGCUUGGCAGCCCACAGCAGGGCUGCGGGGACUGGGCUGGGCCCGUGGAGUCCAGACCCUUGUGAGAGAAAGGCUGAUGCAGAAGCAGGGAGGGUGUGGGCUAUGGGAAGCUGCAGGACAGGAAACUGAUGCAGGCAGAGACUGGAGCUCCAGGGGCAACAUGUCAUGUUGGAAUGAGGAGUCAGGACCCACCAACAGAUCCACAGAUAUUUCUGUAUGUUCGUGGGAGUAGAGCUUAGUCAUCACAAACGUGGGAUUCGGAUCUGAAAGAGUUGGGUUCAAAUCCAGGCUCUGGCACCAAUGUGAAAACUUGGACAGACCUGAGUUUACGUGAGUUUCAGGAGCCCUGCUCAUCAAAGACACUGGAUCAGUAUUAACUAUUGCCAAUGAGUAGACACUAAUGUUCCCAAACCACAGGUGAUUUCCAGAGUAUUCCCUUCCUCUCUUUUCUUCUGAGUUUGGUUUUGUGGCCUCUCUAACUUAGCAGCUGGCUGUCCCUUGUCUGAUGAGCUUCUCCUUGGGCCCCAACGGGAGAACAGGCCUCUGACUUGGCUUGGAGGGAGCUGGAGGGAGGUGAGUCACUUUCCUGAAAUAGCAGCCAGCAGAGCCCAGGACACCGAGGAACCCGCUGGGUGGAGGCCGCUGGGCCCUGGGGGCUGUGCCUGGGGGAUCUGCAGGAGACCUGUCCCCCCGCUGCCCCUGCUCACUCAGGGUCAAGGCCACAAUCUGUUUUCUCUUCCCCAAGGGCGAAGUCACACCUCGUUCCAGCCUGACCCAGACGGAGUGGAAGGGAGAUUCCUGAGACCCUGCGGCUGCCACCAUGAGCUCAGAUGAGGACCACUCAGAGAGUGAAAGCUUUUUUGAGGAGGUCGCUGAGUAUUUUCGGAACACAGUGAGAAGGGAAGAACUGCAGCUCCUGCUCACUGAAGGCAAAGCCUGGGAGAAAUUUGUGACUGAGGCUGAUUUGUCCAGGGAAGAGGCAGAUGCACUGCGUGAGUAUCUGAAGGAGCUGGAAACAGACUUGGCCUUGGAGGACAAAGACUCAUUCCCACAAGACCAGCUGGAGAGAACGAGGUUUUUGCAGGAGUUUCCCCGAGUGAAACUGGAGAUCGAGGCGCAAAUAGGAAAGCUGCGUGCGCUUGCGGCCAAGGUUGACAAGGUGCACAGGGACUGCACCAUCUCCAACGUGGUGGCCACCUCCACCGGUGCCGCGUCCAGCAUCCUGGCCAUUCUUGGCCUGGCUCUGGCACCCGUGACAGCAGGGUUCAGUCUGGCACUCUCUGCCACUGGGUUAGGGCUGGGAGUAGCGGCCUCUGUGACCGGUGUGUCCGCCAGCAUUGUGGACCAGGUCAACAGUUCAUUAGCAGAAAGCGAAGCCAGUCGCCUCAUGUCCACCAGCUUCAACAAAGCGGAGGUGAUUUCAGAGUCUCUGGGCAAGAGCACACCCCAAAUUGUGUCCUUAACAAAGAAUUUCAUCCAAGUCUUGCCACGCAUUGGGAAGAAUGUCCAGGCCAUCAAGCUGGCCAAAGCCAGCCCUCGCUUAGCAGCCAAUGCCAAGCGCUUCAUGACCGCUGGGCAAGUCUCAGUUCGAAACAGUAGGCUGGUGAAGAAAACGUUUGGAGGGACAGUUCUGGCAAUGACCAAAAAUGCCCGGAUCAUCGGUAUGGCCACUGCAGGUGUUGCCCUUCUGAUGGACGUGGGCUUCCUGGUGAAAGAGUCAAUCCACUUGCAGCAGGGGGCAAAGGCAGAGUCAGCAGAAAGGCUGAGACAGCAGGCCCAGGAGCUGGAGAAGAAGCUGGAGGAGCUCACCAGAAUCUAUGAGAGUCUGCAGUAAGGCCUGACUCCACCACCCCCAGAGCAGUGCAGAGACACGUCCGGGGCCAACACGCAGCGGUGCCUUGGAGGCCAAGAGACGUGGACAUAAGAUGAUAAAAGUGGGGAAGCUGAGCUGGUCUCUCUGACUCUUCUUUUGGUCUAUCUUCUGGACUAUGCCGUUUCCCCAGAAGAUGAGAAAUCUGAAACCCUUCAAGAGUCAAAAGAUGUCAUUUUCUUCCCUGAAAUUCUUCCUCUUGGCUUGAUGAGUCACAAAACUUCAAGCACCAUUGUUCAAAAAUUAUUUCAAAAAAGUAUAGAAUAAACGUCAUCUUUUCCGUUUUGUCUCUCA